CACGAGUGCAGACGUACGAGUACGAUACAAAACAUCCAAGUCUAAGUCUUGGCUCGCAAGUGGCGAAUUUGUCUCUGUAUGUAUGUACUCGUAGUAUGUAAUGUACCUACUUACGAUGACCGCGAUCGCGUCGCGCGUUGUGUCGUGCCGUGCCGUGCCGUGCCGAGAAUUCUUCACUCACGGUAAGACUACGAGUAUUGUACGUGUAACGAGUACGUGUACAAGUACAAGUACAAGUAUUGCUGAUUGCUCGGUUUAAUCGUUUCGUUUAACCGUCUAAUCGUCUAAUCUUCUAAUCGUCUAAUCGGACAGACUGUUGGACAUAAAUCGCGUUAAUCCCAUCGUACUCGUAAUUACACUUACACCUACCCACGAGUACAUCCGUAGCUGUUGAUCAUUCAUUUCAUAUGCAGAUGCACAUUGCACAUACCUACUCGUAGUCGUACGGCUACAAUUACAAUACGAGUCGAGUACAUACGCGUACGCGUACGCGCACUCGUAGUCGUAACCUAUAUUGAAAUAUCUACCUAUACUUGUAAUUUUGAGUAUUACUCUAUUCUGCCGCGCGUAAUCGCAAAUCGCAGCAACUAAGUAUAGCUAGACCGGCGCGGCGCGGCGCGGCGCGGCGCGGCUACAAGGUACAGCGGCGUACCGUAUCAAUAUUGCAUAUUACAAUUGUGCUGGUGCUCGAUUAAUCGUCGUCGUUCGUCGUUCGUCGUCGCGCAAUUUCGAAAAAUACGCAAGUACUCGUCUACUCGUAUAAGUAGUGCAUUCUGAAGCAUAGCAAAUUAGCUCGCAUUAGCAGUUCGUAUGGUAAGUACGAGUAAGUACAAGUACGUAAUUCUACAAAGUAUGAAAUCGACACAGAGUUACAAACUCGUAAGGCUGCUAGCUCGCAAUAUCAGAGGCGAUGGCGAUGGCGACGGCGGCAUUUUGCGAGUAAAAUGCAUCGGCGCUAUGAACGGCGGGCGGCAGUGGCAGUGGCAGCGGCAGCGACAGCGGCGAUAUUGCACGACGAGUUCUCACCAAACAUUAGCGCAACACUACACCAACACGAAGCAACUGUGCGAAUCCAAGAAAUUGCCACCCGAUGUGAAUGUCGAAGGAGUAUUCGCUUGCAAUCAAUUGGAUCUGAGUGAAAUUCAAGUGUACGGCUUCGAUUACGACUACACGUUGGCUUGCUACAAACCAGCUAUGGGAUACAUUCUGUACAAUUUAGGUCGAGAUUUACUAGUAAAUAAGUACAAAUAUCCAGUUGGUAUUAGCGAGUUGGAGUACGAUCCGUCGUUUGCCGUUCGAGGACUGCAUUACGAUAUAGAAAAAGGUAUUCUCAUGAAAUUGGAUUCGUUUUUGCAAAUCGAACUCAGAUGCGUUUACAAAGGACUGACUAAAAUACCAGAAAACGAAGUACUCAAGUUAUACAAGAGCAGAAAAGUGCCCAUCAAAUUUAUAGACACCAACUUGCAAAGCAAAGUGAGUCUUCCAUCGCCUCGCCUCGCCGUCUUUUCCCCUCUUUUUUUUACACAUUUCGUACACGUUUCACUGUUGCAGCAUGUCGCGCCGAAAAUGUACCAAUUGGCGGAUUUAUUUUCAGUACCGGAGAUGAGUUUACUAUGCAACAUUUCCGAAUAUUUCGAACAGAAUCAGAUCCAUUAUCAUCCGGAAAUUUUAUUCCAAGAUGUCAAGACUUGCGUCGGAUUAAGCCACGUAAAAAUGCACCAUCUAGUGUCGAAAGACACGCAAACAUUUUUAGAGAAAAACGUCGAGUUGGAAGAAUACCUCAAGACACUGCUCAGCGUCGGAAAGAAGUUAUUUUUAAUCACCAACAGCCCGUUCAGAUUCGUCGAUAACGGAAUGAAACUGCUGUUGGGCGAUAAAUGGGAAGAUUACUUCGACGUAAUCAUCGUAGAAGCUAGGAAACCGCGCUUUUUUACUGACGAAUCUCGACCGUUGCGCAUUUACGAUAAAACAACGCACACCAAUCUGUGGGAUAAAGUGACGGCGCUGCGCAAGGGUCACAUCUAUUACCAGGGCACGAUUAAUAAUUUGCUGGAAUUGACCGGCUGGAAAGGACCCGAAGUGUUAUAUUUCGGAGAUCAUCCGUACACGGAUUUGGCCGACGUAACUCUGGAGCAUGGUUGGAGAACCGGCGCAAUUCUCAGCGAACUUACGCACGAAAUUCGAACGCUGAAUACGGAAAAAUUCAAAAGCACGUGUAACUGGCUACAAAUGUUGACGCAACUCAUCGAGGAACAACAAGACAGCCGCUUGCCGGACGCCGCCGUUCAUCUAGCCGAAUGGCAAAUGGAGUGCAACCAACUCAGAGAACUCGCCAAAAGCUUGUUCAAUAAACAGUUCGGCAGCGUAUUCAGAACUCACAGCAGUCCGACCUAUUUUUCCAGACGAUUAUUCCGCUUCGCCGACAUUUAUACGUCUUCGGUGACCAAUCUGAUGAGACGCUCCGUCCAUCAUACAUUUUAUCCUAGAAGAGGAGUUAUGCCGCACGAAUACGCGUCUUAUUUCGUAUGAAUGUGCAUCGCGCACGCGCAGUUGUGCACUCCUGCACUCGUCAGCUUCGACUUAUUGGACAUCAUAGCUAUUAGCUAUUAGCUAUUAGCUACGACCUUCCACGUACUCCGCUUAUAUCCUACGUACGAGUACGAGUAGUCUUUAGAUAGGUACCUAUUAUGUCAUUUAUUUUGUCCAUUUUCAAAAAUAUACCUUUCUAUCGCGA
Planococcus citri (citrus mealybug) is the source of this 2734-nucleotide messenger RNA. It is a transcript of the gene Nt5c, whose product is annotated as 5' nucleotidase C. Gene Ontology annotation, molecular function: 5'-nucleotidase activity. The record is from RefSeq and is a predicted model, not a curated record. Bases 811 to 2529 code for a protein of 572 amino acids. Lineage: Eukaryota; Metazoa; Arthropoda; Insecta; Hemiptera; Pseudococcidae. The transcript has 8 exons.